Messenger RNA from Stomoxys calcitrans (stable fly), 783 nucleotides. RefSeq lists its product as uncharacterized. NCBI's taxonomy places the organism in Eukaryota, Metazoa, Arthropoda, Insecta, Diptera, Muscidae. The transcript is spliced from 3 exons. The record is from RefSeq and is a predicted model, not a curated record. Bases 4 to 333 code for a protein of 109 amino acids.
CCCAUGCUGAAGGUUUGUCAUUGGAAGAAGAGGAAGGAAGAGGACGAAGAAAAAGGGAGAGGAGGAACCAAAGGGUUUUGCUAUAGAUGUUUGUGUUUGUUGCUAUUAGCAUCGUUAGAUAAGUUGGAUUUGAAUAAGUGGCAAAGUAAAAUUCGCUUAGGUUCACUGGGACGAACUUUUCAGUACCCACCAUUUUGGAUUGGUGUUGAAAACAUCCGUAAAACCGUAUGGAAUUGGCGUUGCGAUAAACAACGAUCCACAAAACUAAAGAUGGAUAUGUGCGCAAAGAGCUUGGAGCGGGAGACGGAAACGCAAAGGAACUCGAAAGCAUAACAAAGUCAUCAUUUACUGAAGAUAUCAUAGUCGUUGUAUUCGCGGACAUCAGAGAUAUUGAGGAUACAACAGAUAAAAAUGAGAUCGUAACAGCCAUUCUGGAGGCAUCGGUCGAAACUAGUAGUGAAGGAAUCAAUAUGCCCAAUAUCCAUGAUUUGUUUGGCGGUACAAAACAAGCUUUGAUGGAAAUUACUGGUGACAUAGCGAGCAAAAUACUUAGGAGAAAUAAAAUCGUAAUAGACCUAGUCAUAUGCUGGAUUAGCAGAAAAGACUUUGCCAAGCGCUGUUUAAGGUGUAUGAAAAAAGGUCACCUGGCUCGUUAUUACUAAAGGAAAGAUUGCAACAAUGCGAAUUAAAUUAAUUAAUUACAUGUUUACAAAAAGGUGGGUAUUAAGUUCGUGUUUCACAGUGAAAUACAAAUGUUUUUCACAAUUAUUGUACUUUUUUGAA